AUGUCGAGUGAUGAUAAAAACAAACCUAGUGAACCCAAGAAUGAGCCCAAGCAAUGUGAUCCCAGGUGUGAACAAAGGUGUGAAACUAAAUGCCAGCCCAGCUGUUUAAAGAAGCUGCUGCAAUGGUGCUCUGAAAAGUGCCCACAGGAAAAGUGCCCAGCACCACCGAAGUGUCCACCAUGCCCCAGCCCAGCUCCCUGUCCUCCCAAGCCAUGUUCCAAGCCCUGUCUUCCUAAAUGCCCACAGCCCUACCCACCCCCAGAGUGA
Messenger RNA from Globicephala melas (long-finned pilot whale), 267 nucleotides. RefSeq names its product late cornified envelope like proline rich 1 (gene LELP1). Lineage: Eukaryota; Metazoa; Chordata; Mammalia; Artiodactyla; Delphinidae. The record is from RefSeq and is a predicted model, not a curated record.